Messenger RNA from Mastomys coucha (southern multimammate mouse), 1833 nucleotides. Its product is annotated as glycine receptor subunit alpha-4. The record is from RefSeq and is a predicted model, not a curated record. The transcript is spliced from 9 exons. The coding region runs from base 442 to 1812 and encodes 456 amino acids. Gene Ontology annotation, biological process: regulation of membrane potential; nervous system process; chloride transmembrane transport. Gene Ontology annotation, cellular component: synapse; plasma membrane; neuron projection. Lineage: Eukaryota; Metazoa; Chordata; Mammalia; Rodentia; Muridae. Gene Ontology annotation, molecular function: transmembrane signaling receptor activity; chloride channel activity; transmitter-gated monoatomic ion channel activity.
GUGCCUUUAAAUUGCUGCUUUCAGAGGGUGCAUCUAGGGGGAUGUGGGAGGGAGAGAAACAUCUUUCUACCGGUCUCCUUCCUCCCUCCCCUCAAAGACUCUCCAGGGUUUGGAGAAUGAUUGCUACCCAAAGAGAAUCUUUUCUGGUUCCCUGACCGGCAGGCUGAGGCUCUUCUCAGUCUAAGACAAGCUCAAGCCGGAGCUAGUAGGGUUAUCUGUGUCAGGUUCAGAUCUAUUCAGGGGAAUAGUUCUAGACCCUGACUGCUAAGGACAGGGCAGAAAAGAAGCAGGAGAGGAAAGCGCUCAACUCCUAGCCCAGCCACACAGGCUCCUUAUUCCAGUCCAAGUUGGAGGAGGGCUCUAUACUGUUGGCUUUCCCACAGGGAUACCUGCUCUCACCUUGGCAGCUAAGCUGAGAAAGGACUCCAAGGUCCCUGCAGAAUGACAACUCUUGUUCCUGCAAGCCUCUUCCUUCUUCUCUGGACUUUGCCAGGGAAGGUUCUCCUCAGUGUGGCUUUGGCAAAAGAGGAUAUCAAAUCUGGGCCCAAAGGAUCUCAGCCCAUGUCCCCCUCUGAUUUCUUGGACAAGCUUAUGGGACGAACAUCUGGAUAUGAUGCUAGAAUUAGGCCCAAUUUCAAAGGUCCACCUGUGAAUGUGACCUGCAACAUCUUCAUCAACAGUUUUGGCUCCGUCACUGAGACCACCAUGGACUACCGGGUCAAUGUCUUCUUGCGGCAGCAGUGGAAUGACCCACGUCUGGCCUACCGAGAAUAUCCAGAUGACUCUCUGGACCUAGACCCAUCCAUGCUCGACUCUAUCUGGAAGCCAGACCUCUUCUUUGCCAAUGAGAAAGGGGCCAACUUCCAUGAGGUGACCACAGACAACAAGUUACUGCGCAUCUUCAAGAAUGGGAAUGUUCUCUACAGCAUCAGAUUGACCCUCAUUUUGUCCUGCCCAAUGGACCUCAAGAACUUCCCAAUGGACAUCCAAACCUGCACAAUGCAACUGGAAAGCUUUGGCUACACCAUGAAUGACCUCAUGUUUGAGUGGCUAGAAGAUGCUCCUGCUGUCCAAGUGGCUGAGGGGCUGACUCUACCCCAAUUCAUCUUGCGGGAUGAGAAGGAUCUAGGUUAUUGUACCAAGCACUACAACACAGGAAAAUUCACUUGCAUUGAGGUAAAAUUUCACCUGGAGCGGCAGAUGGGCUACUAUCUGAUUCAAAUGUACAUCCCCAGCCUACUCAUUGUCAUCCUGUCCUGGGUCUCCUUCUGGAUCAACAUGGAUGCAGCCCCUGCUCGUGUAGGCCUUGGCAUCACCACUGUCCUCACCAUGACGACUCAGAGCUCUGGAUCCAGGGCCUCUUUGCCUAAGGUGUCCUAUGUGAAGGCAAUUGACAUCUGGAUGGCUGUAUGCCUGCUCUUUGUAUUUGCUGCUUUGCUUGAGUAUGCUGCAGUCAAUUUUGUCUCUCGUCAGCAUAAGGAAUUUAUGAGACUUCGUAGAAGGCAGAGACGUCAGCGCAUGGAAGAAGACAUCAUAAGAGAGAGCCGCUUCUAUUUUCGUGGCUAUGGCCUAGGACACUGCCUACAAGCAAGGGAUGGAGGUCCAAUGGAAGGUUCCAACAUUUACAGUCCCCAACCUCCAACCCCUCUUCUAAAGGAGGGAGAAACCAUGAGGAAACUCUAUGUGGACCGAGCCAAGAGAAUUGACACCAUCUCCAGGGCUGUCUUCCCUUUUACUUUUCUCGUCUUCAAUAUCUUCUAUUGGGUUGUCUAUAAAGUGCUAAGGUCAGAGGAUAUCCACCAGGCGCUAUGAACAGGGUAGAGGCUAGAGUGU